Messenger RNA from Hemiscyllium ocellatum (epaulette shark), 5738 nucleotides. Its product is annotated as flotillin-2. Gene Ontology annotation, cellular component: plasma membrane. Bases 144 to 1430 code for a protein of 428 amino acids. The transcript has 11 exons. Lineage: Eukaryota; Metazoa; Chordata; Chondrichthyes; Orectolobiformes; Hemiscylliidae. The record is from RefSeq and is a predicted model, not a curated record. Gene Ontology annotation, biological process: regulation of myoblast differentiation; protein localization to plasma membrane.
GGGAUGUGGGAGGUGGUUUCCGCCCCGCAGACGGGGUGGGGCGAGUGUCAGUCUCGGUGCUGGGAUUGCGCUGCCGCUCGGUGGUGGUGUUGUUGUUGUGGUGGUGAGGAGGAGACGAAAGGGGCGAGCAGCGGGCGACGAAAAUGGGCAACUGUCACACGGUGGGACCUAACGAGGCUCUGGUGGUGUCAGGUGGCUGCUGUGGAUCAGAUCAGAAGCAGUAUGUCAUUGGAGGAUGGGCCUGGGCUUGGUGGUGCGUCUCGCAGACACAGAGGAUGUCCCUUGAGAUUAUGACGCUUCAGCCCAAGUGUGAGGAUGUAGAGACCGCAGAGGGGGUAGCUCUAACUGUCACAGGGGUCGCUCAGGUGAAGGUAAUGACUGAUAAGGAUCUGUUAGCUGUGGCGUGUGAACAGUUCCUUGGGAAAAGUGUACAGGAGACCAAGAGUGUGGUGUUACAAACCCUCGAAGGACACCUCCGAGCGAUUCUGGGGACACUGACUGUCGAAGCCAUCUAUCAAGACCGGGACCAGUUUGCCCAGCUAGUGCGUGAAGUGGCUGCUCCUGAUGUCGGCCGCAUGGGAAUCGAGAUCCUCAGCUUCACUAUCAAGGAUGUUUAUGACAAAGUGGAAUAUCUCAGCUCACUGGGGAAAUCACAGACAGCGAUAGUGCAGCGCGAUGCAGAGAUAGGAGUGGCAGAAGCCGAGAGAGAUGCUGGAAUACGGGAGGCAGAGUGCAAGAAGGAAGCGAUGGAUGUUAAGUACAGUGCUGACACCAUGAUGGCUGACUCCAAGCGAGCAUUUGAAAUGCAGAAGGCAGCCUUUAAUCAGGAGAUAAAUAUCAAAAAAGCUGAGGCCCAGCUGGCUUAUGAGCUGCAGGGAGCCAAGGAGCAGCAAAAGAUCCGUCAGGAGGAAAUAGAGAUCGAGGUGGUGCAACGCAAAAAACAGAUAGACAUCGAGGAAAAAGAAAUCUCCCGUAUGGACAAGGAGCUGAUUGGGACGGUGAAGAGACCAGCAGAGGCAGAAGCCUUCAGAAUGCAGCAGGUCGCUGAAGGCCAAAAAGUGAAACAAGUGCUGAUCGCCCAGGCUCAGGCUGAGAAAAUCCGCAAGAUUGGAGAGGCCGAAGCUUCAUCGAUUUCAGCCAUUGGCAAAGCUGAUGCUGAGAGAAUGAGACUGAAGGCAGCAGCUUACCAGCAAUAUGGAAACGCAGCCAAGAUGGCCCUGGUAUUGGAUGCUCUUCCAAAGAUUGCUGCCGAGGUCACCGCUCCUCUUGCAAAGACUGAUGAAAUUGUGAUUCUCGGAGGAGACAAUAACCGUGUUACCUCAGAGGUCACCCGCUUAUUGGCAGAGGUCCCUGCAUCUGUCCAUGCUCUUACGGGAGUCGAUCUAACAAAGGUACCUUUAAUCCAAAAAUUAACCAACGCCCAGGCCUGAUCAUGAAAAAAGCCACAACAAAUUCAGGAUAUUUCUCCAUAGAAAAUACUAUUCCACAGACCUCCACCUCAGAACACUUGAAUAAGGAACUCCUUUUCUACUGAAAACUUGUGCGAUUUUUCUUUUUUAAUUUUCUUUCUGUUUUGAUUUCUCUUUAAAACCUCUGGUGCCUUAAUUUAAUCCAGAUCAGAUAUUCAGUCCAUACAUAGUAUUUUUUUUUCUUUCUCCCUUUAUAGUCUGCUCUUUCACCUAGUUGUUUUCUGUUCGUUGCUGAUCAUUUAAGAACAAAACUGAUUCUGAUGUCCAUGUUACAGGUUGUCUGGAGGGGGUUCUUCACCUGUGGGGAAAGUCAGCAUUUGAAGAGUUGUCCUUGCUCUCCACUAGCCGAACCUUGUUCCCUCGUUGUUAUAGCAGUGCCAUUACCAAUCCCAGCCCAAUAUGCUGUUACUGUCAGGUUAUAUUUUUUUAGGCCAUAAUGAUGUCAGCAAUGUUGUUGGUGAGGGAUAUGAUUUUAAAGAAUUCUUGGAGUGCAGAAGGAAGCCAUUCACCCCUUCGGCCCUUUACCAGCCCUUUUAAAAGAUUUGGGAGUGGAACAAGUUGAACCAACUCAGUGUCUCACUUUGUUCCCAAAUACUUACAUUUUGAGUAAAACUCAAAUAUUUAUACCUUUCUGGCUCUGAAGUGUUCUUUUUGUUUGUUUUUUUUAAUUUAAGUACCAGUGAGUGUCCUGGGCAUCUCUAGACUCCAAUGUGUGAAUCUGUAACAUGGACACAGAAAGCAGAGUGUGACAAAUUCUGAAGCCAUAAGUAAAUCCAGCAAAACAGUAUCCCUUCUGCUGAAGGGAUCUUGACACAAUCAUGUAAAGAUAAUGCCAUUGUGAUGUUGCUAAUCUGAUUUCUGUUUUCAAACUAAUUUUAUUGUGUCCAAAGAAUGGAUGGAAUUGAAUAGUGGUGGUUGUCAUGGGUUGGUGUGUAGAGGAUAAUUGUGGAUGUUUUCCUGGAGUGUAUAUUGAGGUAUGAUCGUCACUUGCUGAACUGCGUGACAUUGUAGGUCAAAAUCUCAUUUAAAACUGCAAUUCACAGUGGAGUCUGGUAUAAGGUGCACAGUGUACAAGAAUAACGUUUAUGGGAAUGAUAACUAUUUUGUCUUGGCUGUUGAGUGUCUUGUGUGGUGUACCUAUGACUACAUCACACAUGUGCCACAAUAUGAUCUCCAGUUGAUUUAACAUUGAAUUAAAAACUGUCCUCUACUCACCAGCAUUCAGAAUAUUCCUUUAACUCUCUCCCCUGCUGGGGAAAUGUGAGUGCACAAGUACAAGUGAUCGCUUUCUGACUUGAAGUGGAACUGCCACUGAAAUGUACCUUUUGGAGGUUAGAGAGCACAUUCUCCAGUGUGAGUAAUGGCUCCACACUUCAAUCAAUGACGCAUUACAGCGACUUGUCCAAACUACUGCCAUGAUGUCUGUCCCAGGAAGACUUGCAUGCAUUGACGGUAGCAUUACUGAGCCUCAUCAGAUCAAAGUUCUUCAUCUGUCAUGAAGAAUUGAGCUUUAUAUUCUAAACUGGUUGUCAAUCAAGGGGUUAAAACCACAGAACAGAGUACAGAUUGCAAACAGCACGGUACUGGCUGGUCUCUAAGAAAAGUCUUAAGUUCAAAUGAAAAAGGUAGAAGUCAUGGAAUAUUAUCAGUGAGUUUAUAUGAGGUUUGUUUGUAGCUGCCGCAACUUAAAUUAGUGAGUUUAUCUUAAAUGAAUCAGUGACUUGUUAAAAAAGCAGAACAUGAGACAAACUAGUUAUCUUUUGGUUACUGUGUGAGGCACAGUGUGAUUCCACUCACAAAAUAAUCCCCUCCCUCCCUAGUUAUGGUCCAUGGAGUUGCAUAGUGGGGUUAUGUACAACCUGUGCUGUCUAGUUACAGACUAUGCAAAUUCUACAGUGCAGGCUGCAGCAGCCUUUUGUAAACCCCCAGACAUUAAACCCAAACUCCUGUGGUACAAGUGGCACACUCCACCAGGACGGGUGCUCUCAGAUAUGCCCGUUUUGCAAAACGUAUUCUGGAAACAGAAGCCUUAAUUCACAUCACAUUCAAAUGGGGGUGGAGGAAAAAUAAUUGUCGCCAAACUGAAUUAAUGUAUGCAGUUCAUUUUCUGCCCAAGUACUAAACUUUAAGGUCCAGUCCCAUUGGGUAUUGUUAUCUUCCUUCAUUCUGAGGCUGCUCAUUGUGUCUAACUUUCUCCCCUUUUCUCUUGCACAGUAAGGGUUAGUAUCUUUAAUGUGGUUUUCUUGUCUUUAAAACUAAAACUGAGUUUGGUUCUAGGUAGGAUGGAAUUUUCCUUUCAGUCGGUGCAGACAUGUAAUUUGUGGGGUAAUACAUCUGUCAGGCUGUUUGAAAUUCACAACAAAAGGUUCAGAGACUUGAGGUUGCAUUUCUGUUCAGGUAAAACUCCCAGUAUGUGAGGAAAUCCAAGAGUAACACUGAGCCAACGGGAGACUGUUAACUGGAGAGUGGCCACUGCCUUGAACAGGCCCAAAGUAUUGGUCGCAUGUUUUUUUUAUUGUGUGGACAGCUGGAAGUAUCUUUUUUAAAAUAAAUAUUUUUAAAUUUUAUCUCAUUUCUUUACUUGCUAGAAAUGAGUUUGCUUCAGUACAGUGGGUGCAGUUGUUUGAGUCAAUCAAAAUUUAUGGGUUAAAAAUAAAUCUUUUAUAGAAAAAAACACAAGUAGAAAAAGAGGUGAAUUUAGUCUAUUUAAUAUGUCCUCUUCUCAGUUCUAUAGAGUUAGUGCUAAUAUUAUGUAAUCAAUACCAGUGAUUGUUCAUGUAAUCACAUUUUAAGGUGGAUUUAUAUCCAUCCUAGUUACCGUGCAGUGAAUAUUAUAAACACUAACAUUUUUCUUUUGUCCUGUUUACCUGUUUUCGUCAAUUCUUGACUGAACAAACACAAAUACUAUGUCAGUUUGCCUCAUUUGGUAGUGUGCACACCUCCAACUUCAAAGUUUGGUAACUCAAGCCACACAACGUUUCAGCCAAUAAUUUGCAGAAGUGCAGUACUGAAGGAAUGCAGCACUGUCUGGGAUGCUGUUAAAGCAAGGCCCUGUGGUGAUCGGUACUUGAAGCAGUUAGAGACGUUUGAGCAAUGAGGUGCCAUAUAAAUGUGAGUCACUACGUUUAGGUUGUGUUUAUUUACCAGGCAGCAGAGAUUCCAGGCUGGCUGGCUGAUUGUGUGUGAGCUUUCUGUUUUUCUUUCUGGUCUUGGUUGAGUAGACACUGGAGGAAUGCAAAGGUAGGGGACCAGGGCGGUAGAGUUUCACCCAACAGGUCUCCCGAGAUCCCAUUAGUGAGAUCAGCACGCUCACCCUAAUAUCCUGUUGUUUUGAGAGCACAGCUGAUUGCACAGCAGUCCCAGAGUGAGUGAGUGUGUGUUGGAAUUUCAUGGGCACUGAAGCACAACUUGACUCAGUCCACCUCUAAUCCCGUGCCAUCGUUCAGAGGCCAGAGCAGGGUUAAACAUGUUUGAAUGUAGCCGCAGCCCUGAGUCUCUCAUGUAAAUAUUACAAAAUCCGAACCCUGAAACUAAGAGCUCAGGUUUAAAAAAACUGAACAGAUUGCUUGCUUUAUUGCAUCUGCCAAAUGCAGCUUAUUUAAGUGAAUAAAUGUCUGUAAAACUAAGGCUGUGAUCCUCCUUUCUUUCUUUAAAUAGUUGCUCCAGAGCUUUACUCCAUGUCCCUUUUGGAAGCAAAAGAUUUUCAUUUGAGCUGUUUGCUCCAUUGUUCCUAGCCCAGCCGAAUCCCCCUUUCCUGCCAACUCUCCAGUUAACUUGUGGAUGUUGCUGCAGUGCUAAAUUCAAUAUUGACACAAUUCGAGGCGGGGGGAGACUGUACAAAAUAAAAGGAAUAAGACCACGACAGGUUUCAGUAUGUACAACUUGUUCAAAUUGAAAUUCCCUUAUCAAUUUAUAUAGGAACAUAACUGCAUAACGUUGGUUGCUAGACAGAGUUUAUCAGUAAGAUUGUGGUGGGAUGUGUUUAAUUGCUGGUUGUAAAAGAUUAUUUCAGCAACUGCUUAGCUUACUGGUGAGAUCAUGCUUCAAAUGCUGGAUGUGGAAUUUUUAAUACCCAAUUCUCAAAGUAUAGGAUAUAACUAACACUCUGAUAACAAGGCAGGAACCCAGCACUCAGGGGCCUGUAUGUUAGGAACUAAUGUACAUUUUUAUUUUGUAUUUAACAUUAUUCAGACUCUGCAUGAAUGAAUAAUAAAGGUUUGGGUGAUUUUAAUUGUAUGAAUAAUAUCAAUAAAGUGUCUGAAAACCUGA